Acanthopagrus latus (yellowfin seabream) is the source of this 7063-nucleotide messenger RNA. Its product is annotated as microtubule-associated protein 1S-like. NCBI's taxonomy places the organism in Eukaryota, Metazoa, Chordata, Actinopteri, Spariformes, Sparidae. Gene Ontology annotation, biological process: microtubule cytoskeleton organization; axonogenesis; regulation of microtubule depolymerization. The record is from RefSeq and is a predicted model, not a curated record. The coding region runs from base 698 to 4588 and encodes 1296 amino acids. The transcript is spliced from 10 exons. Gene Ontology annotation, molecular function: actin binding; microtubule binding. Gene Ontology annotation, cellular component: microtubule associated complex; neuronal cell body; dendrite.
CUCCUCUCCGAUAUUCGCGUGAGAAACGCGGACGAAUUGCAAGUUGUCGUAGCGUAAAUCAUCGUAGAGAGAUCCUUUAUAAUUUGCCUCCCCAUUGCAUUGUUUAUGUCAUUUUCUUUAUUUAUUUUUUUAUUUUUUUAUCCACCCUACUGACCGAGGAUGCGUCAUCUGGCGGUGCUCCACCAUCAGCAUCACCUCCUCUGGGCGCAGUAUAAUUAAAAAAGCAGUCGGGUGGUUUGGGUGUCAUUACGCAACGAGAAAGCUUUUUGCAGCUUUUUUGCAGGGGGGGGAGGGAAAUGUUGCAUGCUGAUAGUCAAGUCAACACAUGGCCACUUGUGAACGGUGUGCUUUGUGUUCAUGUAAAGCGGUGGCUGUGGAGGCUGCAGGGAGUAGACAUGGGUGCACCGGCACGAUAACCCAGGACAGUGUGUUUCUUUACUGUGUGUCUGCGGCUCUAAUGGUACAUGUUGAGCAUUUCAGUGCAUGCAGUUCAUGUAAAAACUGCACGUAGGCUGUGGAUAGAUAACAGAAAAAGGAAACAGGACAUACUGAGAGAUGAUUAUCGUCUUCGCAGGGCUUAUUAACAUUUCAUAACUGUCUGGUGAGAACCAAAAUGUCAGCUUUUCAUGAGCCGAGAAGGACAGCCCUGUUUGCAGCUGAUCGACGUGCAGUUUUUCAAGUAUUUCAGUGUGUUUAAAUGUAUUCAUCUAAAGGAGGAGGUAUUCGUUCAUGGGACGUCGACUUAAAAUCCUGCAACCUGAACCUCUUCCUCCAGGAGUUUCUCUCCCACCACACAGCGUCUUUCAAGGGUGCAGGGCAGAAGUGUCUGCGCCACAGUACCAGAGUGUUGGACACUCAGGUGCUGAUCAGUCCAUCUCAGGAACAGGUUCAUUCAGAGGUGUCGGCUCUGCUGUCCAGGGAUUCGGCCCAUAAGCUGCUGAUCUUGGCCGGCCAGAGUGUGGAGGACAGUGGAGACCUGCUGUUUCACAGAGGACUGUUCUCACCAGAACACCUGAAACAGAUACUGACAGAGCAGUUCCUAGAUCAAGAGAACUCCUCCUCCAAACUCAGUCUGACUUUGAGUUGUCCCAACAUUGGCCAGUGGAGGAAGACUCUCCUGGGAAACCAGCCUCUGCAGGGUCCUUUCACACUGCACAUCAAUCCCCCAGAGGUGCUGCCUGCCAUGGAGGCCCUGGGGGAAUUCACCUCCCUCAUCUCUGGUACCCUCUCCCCUCCGUCUCCCUUCGAUCUCCUGCCUCCUCCCACCACGGUGGGUUUUCUCAAGCUGUCUCGCCCCUGCUGCUACGUGUUCCCUGCCGGCCGUGGCGACUGUGCCUUUUUUGCUGUCAACGGGUUCACGGUGCUGAUGGACGGCGGCUCGGACUCUCAGGCUUGUUUCUGGAAGCUGGUCCGCCACCUCGACCGAGUUGAUGCAGUUUUGAUAACGCACGUUGGGACAGAGAACCUCCCUGGGGUCAACGUCUUCCUGGAGAGGAAGGUGGCGGAGUUGGAGCUGAGCUCUGAUGUCAAAGAUGACUCCUCUAAGAGGCUUAUCUCCCCAGAGCUUGGAGUUGUGUUCUUUAACGCCCCUAGCAGGUUGCAGCUGGAAGAUCAGCCCUGUGUGGACAGUGUAUUGAAGAGCACACAGCAGGCGGCUCUAACCCUCCACUUGUUAAAGAAGUUAGAAAUCAGACCACAGCCAUUGUUUCGACCACAAGGGAUCCCCAUUGAGCCACUAACCCUGUUCCAGAAGAUGGGAGUGGGGCAGCUGGAUUUAUACAUCCUCAACCCCGGCAAGAACAGUCAGGAGUACCAGACAUUCAUGCAGAACUGGCCCGAUGCUGUGUCAGCAUCCAAAUCCCAAACUCUCCCUCUCACCGCGCUGGCCUCAGUGUGUGCGCUGCUUGUGUGGCACCCAGCGUGUCCCCAGGAGAAGGUGGUCAGGGUGCUGUUCCCCGGUGCCACCCCACAGGCAAAGCUGCUGCAGGGGCUGGAGAAGCUGAAAGGGCUGGCCUUCCUCCAGAAACCUACUGUGACGACCGGGGAUCUGGAGAGGCUCGGAGAGGACAAAACGCCCAAGAGGACGGAGAGCCAGGACAGUGUUAAGUCUCAAGGGAAGGAGUCAAUGCUGAAACACGGAAAAGAUCGGGGAGGUAAAGAGGAGGGGAAAGGAAAACUGUUUAACGGAGUCGCUGCAAGAGAUGCUGAUAAAGCCAGAGUCAAAGAGGCAGGUGUCAAGAACAAAGCAGCAUCUUCAGAGAAAAAUACUUCAAAGAAAGGAGCAGGUAAGGAUGGGAAAAAGGAGGAUAAGCCUGGCAAUAAAGAGGAAAACAGUGUCGCGAGGCAUGAUCAGGGGAAAAGGGAUGUUCUCACUCCAAAACCAAAGAAUGACAAUAAAACUAAACUCAAAAAGGACGCAAAAAAUGACUCCAAAACAGGGGGGAAGAAAACAAAAAAAGGGUCAGGAAAGGAUGCAAAUAAUGGAAAGAAGGUGAAUGUAAAUGCAGAGUUGCCAAAUAAUAACUCAACGAAACCCGAUUCUGGGAAUGUGUUAGGAAUAUCAGAGACAGAGGGACUCGAUGCAGAGCAGCAGAAACAAAAAACAGAGAAAGAGUCUGAAGAGAACCCCUGUGGCUCGAAAAUGUCUACCCCUGAGGACAUGACAGCUGACUUUCUUAAGCUCAGGGAGGAAACUGCGGCACAGGUGGAAACAGCAGAUAAAGGAGAGCAGAGAGGCAGCGAGUCCGGAAAUGAAAAGAGCCUCGGAGACCUGAGCAAAGCGGCUGACACACUCGAGGAAGAAGCCGGAGGUCGUGCGGGAAUAAUGGAAGGAGAGAGUGGUGAUAAUGGAGUGCGGGGCAAGGAGUGGACUGGAGAGAAAGCUCUAGAAGACCAGCCUGGAAAUGCUUGUAAACCAGCAAAGGUUGUAGGAUUCCCAUCCCCCUUGAAUAAGGCACCAACAAAUGAGUGCUCAGUCCAGUUCGACAUAACCCCGACUGAAUACACGCUCCUGGACGGGGCUUUGAGGAGCAGCCCUCCCUCCAGAUCCUCUCCAGAGAACCAGGCACCAGUCAGCCCUGACGAGGAGACGGUAGAGCCAGCAUCCCCUGAUUCACGGCCCAACAGCGCCGGCCACACUCCUUACUGUCUGUCCCCAGAUGAUGUGUGGUGCAACAGAGCCACUCUCAGCAGGUUACAGGCCCAGAUGGGUAACACAGAGUCAGCUGAUGUCAACGAUUCAUCCAAGCAGAGUGAGGGGCAGUUAAACCAGAACAGAACCACUCCAGAGAGCCACUCAAACCCCAGAGAGAAGCACCUGAGUUUCCUUUCUUUGGGUUCAUUUAAAGAAGGCUCUUCAGACCCCUCUCCGUCUCUCACUACCACCACUACUACACACUCAAUGCCGGCAGAGGUGAGCUCGCCUCAGUCCACCGAGGUAGAUGAGUCACUGUCCAUGUCCUUAGAGCAGGGAGCAACCCCUGUGAGCCAGAGAGAUGGGGAUGACAGCGUUCAUCACUCCAGCUCCAAUGGAGGCCAUUUUGUUGGGAUGUCUUUACCAAUGAAGAAGCCUCCGAGAUCUGUAGGGCAGGGUUUUGAGAUGGGCCGGCCUCCGGCUCCUAACACACUUCAUUUUGAGGCGUCAGCUCAUGACGUGGAUCUAUGUCUGGUGUCUCCCUGCGAGUUCAAGCAUUUCAAACCAGCAGACUCCAGCUCAGGUGCGAGCGAGUCCCCCAGAGGAGCUUUUGCUCAACAUCAUCAGGGCAACAACAACAACAACCCCAAAGACACAUCGCCCAGCGAUUCAAACGCCCCCGUCUGCACGGAGGACUGCCCCUCCACCACGGCAGACGGAGUCCUGGACUCAGAUGAGGAUGAGUCAUGUAGUGAACCGUCUAACUCCCCCCAUGACCUCCACACCAGCCAGGCUCUGCCCCAGGACCCUCCUCCUGCCCCUCUCAGGGACAGUCCUCCCCUGCCCCCUCAUCCAGACGCCUCCAUGCCCGUUCCUCAGUCUGAGUCUGAUGCUAAUGGGAAGAGGGCAAAAGCCACUGGCACACGAGGGAAAAAAUCGCCAGCGGUUACUGAGGCCUCCCAAAGAUCAGGCUCAGGGAAAAGCAGGGCAGGGAGUGGAGUCCUGAAGGGGAAUGCCUCGUCUACUCGAACGCCUUCCUCCAGCCCCCGUUCAGCACCAGCAAAAUCCUCACCCAAUCCAGGCUCUAAGUCUACCUCUGCCGGAGAAGUCAGCGUAUACGUUGACCUGGCCUAUAUUCCCUCCGGAGGCUCCUCUUCUAUGGUCAACGUGGACUUCUUCAGAUGUGUUCGCUCGUCUUGUUACAUCGUCAGCGGCGACAGUCCAGAGAGAGAAGAGCUGUUGAGGCAUACGCUAGACGCAUUACUGGAUAGCAAGAUAUCCUGGCCUGAGACUAUGCAGGUGACAGUCAUCCCCACCUUUGAGUCGGUGGCGAUGCAGGAGUGGUACCAGCAGACCCUGGACAGACAGAAGGAGCUGGGCAUCAGCGUGCUGGGCUCUAACAGCACUGUCGCCAUGCAGGAUGAGACCUUUCCCGCCUGCAAGAUAGAGUUUUGAGGCAGACUCUUGGGAUCCAGCGACGGAGGAUGGAUGGUGAUCCUGAGCUGAAGAAUGGAAACGUGUGGGACAGUCGAAGAAAGUUAAAAGGAAAUUUUCUGGCCCUUUUCUGCAUGAACGCAUCUGAGUGGGUAAUGACGGGAUGUUCACCCCAUCCCCUCCUGGUUAAUCUCUUCUUUGUGGGCUCCUUUUGCACCAGAAAGCCCUUAUUUGUCUUGAUCCAAGAGAACACACGUUCCCGUGGGGAGUUUUUGCAUGAAUUUCUGUUACCCAUGACCCUGUGCGAAACAGGAGAGGUGAUCACACUGGCUGCAGGAGAAGCACGUCGGGCUGCAUAUGUGCAUCCACAUGAAAGCUGAUGUUGUAGAUUAGUCAAUGUAGUUUGCAUAUGUGGGGUUAAAAGUGCUAUGUUUGGGCUUGUUUUCUCAAUACAGUCAGCACUGUGGUAUGAUCGCAGGCUGUGCAACGUUUAAAGAGUGAAUUCGCAGCUUUUAAUGCAACAUUUAUCUUUAUGUUAAUUAAUUUGCUUUGAAUUCAGCAAAUUAAACCACUGAAAACACUUGUUGGUUUAUGAAAAGCACUUAGCACAUUUUAUUUCUAUUAUUUACUCAACUUAUAUUUGUCUGACGGGCACAGAAGAUGAUUAAACUGUAAAAAAAAAAGAGAGUGACAUUUUACCUGUAAUGACAUCACAGUGGUGGUCAGGUGCUUGUUGUGAGCGCUGUGUGCAGAUUUGAGGUGAACUGUGUUGUAACUGCUUUACGAAAUAUCGCACCACCGUGACCUGACUCGACGUAUCUGACGCGACUGAUAAUCACCCGCUGGCUCUGAGAUUAAUGGAUCCGCACAGACAAAUCUGUCGGCAGGGAUUAGAGCACCAGAUUAAAAUUGAUGGCAUUACAGCAAUCAUCUCAUUAACUAUCGCAAAUUAAUUGUAAUCCAUUACGAGUGCUUAAAAUCAUACUAAUCAGGAGCCAGACAGCGAAAUAGAUGUUAAAGUGAUGACAUGUACUCUGAUUGUGAAUAUGAUCAUAAGCUUAUUGUGGACUCAUAUUUUGCACAGCGUUAAUUCAUGGUGCAGUCACAGUGGGUGGUAACAGCAGCUUUCCACAUUGUAGUUUGUACAUAUACGAAUUAAUCAGAAAUCAGAUUCUAUUUAUAUUUAGCACAAAGUAAUCUUGAAAAUGAAACUACUGAAUUGCUGUACUAAUAUCAGGAAUGCUUUAGUUUUUUUAAGUCUUCUGGAUUGAUGUACAUCAUUGAGUAACAGUUAAAGGGAAAAACAGUGUCCCUGCUAUUCCAAUUAAUUCCUCGCAUGACAGCAUAGAAUUUGACAUAUAUUAUGGAUAGAUUUACCAAAUAUAAAUGGCUAAUAAAUUGAUAUUUACUUGAAUUUAAAGGUGCACUUUGUAGUUUAGGGGAAGAAAUUUAAAUCAGAAGAGAAAGAGAAAGAUUUUCAUUGGGCCUAAAUGAAUAAACUGACCUUAAAGGACGACACAGUUUCAUAGCGUUUUCCUUUGUUUAUAUGUGGCGGACCCUGCCACCUCUCUAGCUUCCUAGGUGUCCUAGGACUCUCGUUUUCCUCUGAGAACAGAUGGGUAAUUCAGCUAAAUUUAUACAUUUGUAUUAUUACCUCAUUAACAUUGUAAAGAUUAAAAUCUGAGUUUGAAUUUCUUCUCCGAAAUUACAUGGUGUCCCUCUAAAUCGUGGUCCACAGAGCCAACUGCAAACACCUGCUUUGGUUAGAUGCAAGAAGAGCAGAUGUUAUAUUCUGAUGAAAUGUAAAUAAUCAACGACUGAUUACCCCGUUCCUAAAAACAUGAAUGUGACGUACAGUACAGAGUUUCCUCAAUACCAAAGCACGAGACUGCAAAAAGACACCACUGACCGUUUUCUUCUGCUCCGUCUGAAUGCUGCCUCAGAAUACAGAAAAAGAAAUCGUCAUUUUGAUUCUCAGAUCAUCUAAAAUAUAUUUUGUAAUUAUAUAAAUGCACUGUUACACUUUUAUCAUCAGAGAUUAUGUCAUUUUUCAUUUUCUGUUUGUGUCACACGUGUUGUCCAACCUUAAUUCAUCAAUCGUGCCCCCAAAUUCUCCACAAAUGUAUUUUUUCUGCAAAAGGCCACCAGAUUAAAUGAUGAAUCGUGGUGUCGAACCAGAUCUGUAAUCAUGGGUCAACAAUUACUUUCACCCCACAGUAGCUGAAGUGAACCGUAACUAUGUGUAUGUGUCCCGCAUGUAUAAACUAAUGUAUGUAGCCUACUGUAUGUUGUUUCAUUCAUGAUAUUCAUGAAGACAGAGAGCAAAGCACUGUGGGAUAGCGGGAUGGUUGGGUUAAAAGGAAAAAAAACCCUGUCUCUGCUGGGAUCAACGUUGGUAACAUUUCACUUUGUCUGUAAGCGCAUACUGUAACAAAAUGUGUGGGUUGUGGGGCCGGCAGUAAUGUGUGAAAUAAAGAAUGUGCAUCACCAUCCAGA